Messenger RNA from Arachis stenosperma, 954 nucleotides. RefSeq lists its product as uncharacterized. NCBI's taxonomy places the organism in Eukaryota, Viridiplantae, Streptophyta, Magnoliopsida, Fabales, Fabaceae. The coding region runs from base 1 to 954 and encodes 317 amino acids. The transcript is spliced from 2 exons. The record is from RefSeq and is a predicted model, not a curated record.
AUGGCUGUUCCGGUGGCAGAAUUUUUUUUUGUCGCAGAUGGUGAAUUUGUCGUUGGGAUGGAAUUCAGUUUCAGAAAAGCUGUUAUAAAGGUGAUAAAAGAGUAUACCAUACGAAGAAGCGUAGACUACCGGGUGUAUGAGUCUGAGCCGUUGACAUUUUAUGCGAAGUGUACACAGUAUGGAUCAGGGUGUGAUUGGCUUAUCCAGGUUAGCAUGAUCAGCCGGAAGUACUGUUGGGUUAUAAGGAGGUAUAAUGGCAGUCACACAUGUACCAGAGCCAUAAUUUCUCAGGAUCAUUCGAAGCUGGAUUCAACCACAAUUGCAGAAGCAAUUAAGCCGUUGGUUGAGGCUGACCCCGCCUUAAAGGUAAAAUCGGUUAUAGCAGAGGUGCAAUUGAAGUUUAACUACACCGUUAGUUAUCGGAAAGCAUGGUUGGCUAAGCAAAAGGCAGUAGAAAAAAUAUUUGGAGGCUGGGAAGCAUCAUACGAAGCCUUGCCUAUAUGGUUUGAGGCCAUGUGUCAUAAGGAGUCAUCAGCUGUUGUUCAUUUUGAGACUAUGUCUGCAUAUCAGGGCGAUGACUUGGUGACUGAUAUUCGGGUGGAUGGGACUCACUUGUACGGAAAGUACAAGGGUUGUCUACUAUUGGCAAUGUCACAGGAUGGCAACAACAAUAUCGUCCCAAUUGAGUUUGCUAUUGUGGAGGAAGAGACUUCUGAUGCGUGGCACUUUUUUCUUAGUAACCUUCGUCAGCAUAUUGUCACUCGGGAUUGUGUGAGACUGAUAUCUGACCGUCACGAAUCCAUAAAUGCAGCUGUGGAAAUGAGUAACGGGACUUGGUCACCUCCUAGAGCAUUUCAUAUGUUUUGCAUCAGGCAUAUAGAGUCGAAUUUUCUGAGAAAAUUCAAGGCGUCGUACUUGCAGAAACUGGUCGUCAAUAUAGGUAAUGCUCAGUAA